AGGCGGCAUCUAACUCGGGACAUAGAAAAUAAAUUAAUACACACAUUGUAGUUUCACCUAACAGACAUAGGCGAGACCUUGUUUGGCGACAUUUUUGUAUUGUACCGCGGUGGCAGUUAAUAUUUCCUUUUUUUUGUCGUCCUUAUGUCCCACGAUUUACUUCCCUAUGUCGUAUUUUUUCCCGCCCCCACCUGUGCCCCCCUACGCAGCAGCAGCUGCUAUGGCAGCAGCCGCGCAUGAACAGCACCAACAAUCAAUUCUAGCUUCCACUCAUUUCUGGAAUAAGUCUAAAGAUAGUAGUACAGGAGCAACCAUUUCUAGCGAGACUUUAACUUCGGGUAGUUCUUCGCAAUUUCAUUCCGCACUAAAAGGGAACCCUUUUAACUUCCCAUACAACAAGAAUAGUAAUCCGCUCUCCCCAUGGACAACAACAGCCUCUCCGCACAAAGGCAAAGGCAAACAGAAAUCGUUUCCAGGUUCGGGAAAAAAGUCUUCUAAAGAGGCGAGCUGUAAUAUUGUUGAACAUCCAUUCGACAAAAACAACUUUGGCUCCAGCUCUUACAACAAUUUCGAUUUCCCGCCGCCUCCUUUCGGAGGCACGUUAUCAUCUAGCGCCGGCGCAGCACGACAAGAGCUGCAGCAACACCAGUCCUAUAAUCAGUAUAAUCACGAAAGGAGCCUACAAUUUGUCAAUAGUACCCAGCAGCUCUCUUCUUUCGACUCAGUUCGUAGUAGUGGGAGAAGUAGUAAAAGAAGCGCCGGCGCUGCACCCUCCGAAGUGGAGUUGGAUAACAAGGGUUUACUACACGGGCGGAACUACCCGGGAACAAACAAGCGGAAAAACAAAAUCAAAAAUAAAGAGAAGCGAACGGGGAAAAUAAAUAAGACUUCAAGCAUUUUUCCGACGCUGGAGUCUACCUUUCUCGGACCACACGGAGGGAAGCAGCAGGAGCAGUUUGGUGGUGGAAAAGGAAAUAGUAAAGGAAGUCACAGUACAGCAAAUCCACUUUUGCCAGGAAAUAUUAUUAACAUAGACGCCAGCAUCAAUACUAGUAGCACCUACAACUUCGACGGCUGUGCACAGCACAGUGCUGCAGCUGCUGCUGCACUACAGCACAGUACAGCAAGCAGACCUGGUGGGCAUCUUCAGCCGGCGCAUACGUCGUCGAUCGUGGCGGCUGGUGUACAACUUCCGGAUAGGUCUUCGGUGACGAACGUGAAUCCGUAUCAAAACAUAGCCAUUAGUGGAACAAGACCAGCAACGACAUCAGCGCUUGUUCAAGAUAUUAGCGGCGGACCACCAGGUCAUCUAGAAGGAGAUUUUGCAGCUGGUGCGUCACAGCAGGACCACAAUAUUUUUACCACCGAUACUGAGUAUAAUAUUGAAAAUUGUGGUAACAACAUCAACGAUAUCACGACGCCUCUGCACAACUCCGACGACGAAAAUCAAAAUCUCGAGGAAUUAUACCAAGACGAGCAGGAGCUGCACCGAAGUACUUCUAGCAGCCACGAAGGAGUAGAAGUAGACCACAAGGAGGACGACGUCGUGGUCAUCGAGGAGACAUCAAAUAACUUGUGCGAGGACGAGGAAGAGGACUACGAGUACCACCACCAUCACCAUCAGGAAGAAGAAGAGCUGAAAAUAUUAAACUAUAGUGCGAACAACAUCAAAAUCGAGAACAACACCAGCGCGACCCGGAGAAGAACCACCGCCGGCACGUCUGCUUCCCAGCUGCGAGCAGACGACCAGGAUACUAUAUUUAACUACGACCAGGAAGUGGAAGAACAUCAAAGCGGAGAAGAAAACGCACCCAUCCUGGGGGAAAACUUGAUCCCCCAGUUCCGCGAUCGAAUCUCCUCCUCUUCGUCCGUUGAGGAAAAGACCAUCGUUUUCCCUAGCCCCUUCAGUCCCGCGCUGCCACCGGAAGCUUUGUGGAAUCAUCUCGACACCAGGAUGGCCGACCCCACGGACCACUUCCCCGCGCGGGCCUUCCGCUGCGUCAUAUGAGAGUGCACAACACUCCUUCCCCCUUAUUUGUAUGGCAUGAACAGCAACACAAGUGCUGGCAGAGAUGCAGGCUCUGCAUGAGAAAUUCACCACUGACUCUAGCGCUGUUUCGGCUUCGGGAGCCUGUCAUGCAAGCAGUGCCAAAAUGCAAUGGGUGGACUUGGCAUUUUGCAUGACAAAUAAGGAGGAGGGGGAGUUGUGCACUCUCAUACGUCAUCGAGUUUUUUGAGAAGGUGUGGGACGCAGACAAGGAAAAAGAGGGCGAGUGCGAGUUUUCGGUUGCGGUUGACAUGAUUAACAAGUACAUUUUGACGGAGUGCGUCGACCUGCCAUCCGAGUGGCAACUGCAGAUCGAGAAGGUGCUGACGCUGCUGUUGCUUUCCCUGGACGUUUUGGACACGUUUCUGUUUGAGCGCAUGGACGAGCAGGAACGCGGGCCGCCGGAGCUAUCAACUGCAAAAGUGUCUGGGUCUGGAAGAGUGUAAACUUGUCAUGCAGAUUCGCCAUGACAGCUGAGGUCUGGAAUGCGGGACCUAGCAUGACAGACUCUGUGAGGUCUCUGCCAUGCCUAUCUUGCAUGAGAAACUUCCUCCCAACUUGGUCAAAAGUGGACAGCUUUUGGCAGUCAUGCAACACAGAUUUUUACAUGCUUCAGAUUUACCAUGACAAGAAGUUGCCACCUUCCAGACCCAGACAUUUUUACACUUGAUAGGAGCUCACCCCCGUACGACUCGCGAUGCUCAGGUAGAUUUGGACGUUUUUGCAUAUCCUGAGUAAAAACGUACCCACACCAGAGUCAGGAUGGGGAUUUUGCAACACAAACCUAGGAGUUUUGUGAGUCACGCAUGACAAGUUGCACUCUGCAGUGUAGUGCAGGUUAGCAAGUGCAGCCGCGUCACAGAUUCAUCUGCUCAUCCUGUUCACAGCAUCACAAAUUCCAAAACGCGAUUGGAAAUGGUCCUCAUGCGGAUGCACAUUACAAGUCUUCCUGUCUUUGCAAAUCCGCAUGACAACUCUGGUGUGGAUUUUUGUUGUGAAAAAAUUCUGUUCAUCUUCCAGGUCGGACCAUAUGAUCUUUUCUAAAACUGGUAACGCUAACGCAUGAUAGUGCUGCGAUUGUUCUUCACUGGUGAUUAAGAUGAAGUCAGAAUUCUACUGGUUGUCUACUUGUAUUACGAGAAGGUGAUAAUGACAUAGAUGAUAACUGCCAACAGGUUUGCUGCGUUUUGGGUUGCCGCCGAGGAAAAAGGCGACGGGCAAGCGCACAUCCGCGCUGCGCAGACGAUUUGCAAGAUUGCCGCCCUGUUUUUCGAUGAGGACGUGGAUUUCGUGAAGACCGUAACGGCCCGGUUUCAGCCGGGAGCGUUCGCCGAGUUCCAGCGCCGCCACGAGAUGCAGAACUUGCCCCCGUUACUGCCCCCCCUCUCCACGAACGCCCCAGCCAAUAACACGCCCGGCGGACAGCAGGGCGGGCAACAUCAACCCCCCACGCCCGCGGGCGCGCAGACGAUGGCGCACGCGCAACAGCAGCUGCAGCAGGUGGGUGCAGCAGCAGUUUCGAUGCAGCUCCAACAACAACAGCAGCAGCAGAAUAUGGAUAAGGACCGGUCCCCCGUCACGCCCGGCACCACGACGAACGUGGCUGCGGGGAACAUGAUCGUUCCCCCUGGGAUGACACCCGGAGGCACGAUGAACAGCAAGGGCGGACUCCCGGGUAACGCCGGCGCGAAGUUUCUGAUGCCGAUGCAGCCGGGGAUGCCGAUGCCACCGCAGGUGGUGGGUGGGUUCACGCCCACGGGCCCGCAAAGUGGGAAGAACUUGUUGCACUUUCCCGGACAGCAGCACCCGCCGGGGGUUGGCGCUCCCGGAGGACCUCCUGGAGGUUUCCCGCAGUACGGGCAGUUGCCGCCCCCCUACGGCACGCCGAACGCCGGAACGGGACCUCCCGGGUUUCCCCACCCGGGCACGCCGGGCGGAUUCCCGGGCAACCCGGGGGGCCCCACGCCGCCAGGCGGAUUGCCACCGCAGCUGCAGGUACAGCCACCACCCGGGACAAAGGGGCCCGCGCUGAAGCCCGGUGCUAUGCCGCCCAUGUUCCCGCCGGGGCUGGUGCCGCCCCCCGGAGUGCCGAUGCCGGCCAACUACAGUCCGUUCAAGGGGAAUCACUUGCAGCUGAUGCAGCUGCAAAGCCCGCGGGGCGCCGGAACCAUGCCGCCGGUAUCUGGGCCGGGGGGACCACAGCAACCACAACUUCCUCCAGGGGUUUUAGUACAACAACCUCCUCCAGGAGGACCCGGUGGACCACCGCAGCUUUUACCCAUCGGAGCGGCAGGAGUUGCACUGGACCCCGCAGCUGCACAACAGAUGGCCACCACGACAUCCUCCCCGAAUGCAGGUGGAGCACCCGCAGCUUCGGCUGCACCAGAUUCGCUGCCGUUGCCUGUCACUGAAAACAACGAGGAUGAGAUGGACGUUGACGAUGAUGACAAAAUGGGCGUCGAUAGUAUUAUUGCGAAUAAAAAGUCUUCGUCAAAACGGCGGUCGAGCAAGCGCUCGUCCAAGCGGGACCGCAGCAAAAGCAGUUCUUCCUCCGAGCUGUCCGAUGAAGCUUCCGGUGCCGCGCGGAAGAAGAAUAUUAAACAGCGCCGUGGGUCGUCCUCAUCGGCUAGUAAGAACAAUUCCAGUGAUAAUAACGAGGAGGAAAACGUCGAAAAUGAAGAUAAAAAGAGCGGCAAAAAAUCAACAAACAUUGAAACCAGAAGUCGGCGCAGAAGGAGCAAAGAGAAAAAGACGACUCGAAAAAGCAAGAGCAGUAAACGAAGCAAGAGUAAAAACACCUCCCGAAGCGGGUCGAAUAAAUCGAAGAGCAGCAACAGGUCGAAAAGCAGCAAAAGUAACAGCAGCAAGAGCGCCAGAGACCGCUCCAAGUCAUCGAGUAGGAGCUCGCGAAGUCGAAGAUCCAGCUCGCGCGGCUCUUCUAAGUCCUCGCGGUCCAAGUCUAAAAAUUCCGACCGCUCUUCUGACAGCGAUGAGGAGUCCAGUGAGGUGCAGGGACCGCUGUUGGAAACCCCGCUGGAACUGAAGCAAAUGGCCAGCACGUUGCAUUCCGGAACGAGCGCGGACGGGUUGCAGAGUGCUGGGCAGGGUGCCGGCGACCGAAACAACACCACGGAUCAUCCGUUGGAUGAAAACCUUUCCAAAUCUUUGCAAAAAGCGAAGAACAAGCAGAAGCAGAAGAAGGACAUGCUGACGGGGAUUAAGCAAUUAAACGUUUCCAACACGUUGUCCGACCUGCGGGACCGCCGGGCGGAGGAGCAGGUUCGCAUCGUGAAGACCUACGCCAGUGAAGGCUGCCAGACCGAGCAGGCGCCGGACUUGUAUGAUCGGAAGAACCUCGUGAAGAUCAUGACGGCCCGCGCGGACCGGUUCGUGUCGUCCCGGACAAAAGAGGAAAUUGACGCCGACGAGGAAAAAGGAGUCUCUAUCCCAAGUAAAAACGUCCCGACCCCAUAGUUGUAAUGCAAAUCUGCACGCUGGAAAUGCAAAUGUUUCUCAUGCGGAGCCCCAUGAGAGGCGUUUUCUACCCUAGUGCUGAUUUGAGAUUUGUCAUGCUCGAAUCAGAAUGACAAACUGGAUCUGUGAUGCUGCUGUACGAGCUAAACACGACUAAAUUGCGAGCCCAAAUUUGUCAUGCGCAACAGCCAAAGCUUAGGGAUUUGUGUAGCAGAUUUCCCAUCUUGACUCCGGGGUGCUAGGGACGUUUUUACACAGGAUAGUCUCUCACUGUCCCGACAUUAUGCCCGACUUCUCGUUUGAUCAAGCCUCAUCUCAGCCGGAGGUGACAAACAAAGCGAGCGGACUCUCCACGAUCAUGGAGGAGUGAUUAGAGUAUGUUGAUCUUUGGUGGGAGCAAAAUGAUUAAAUUACGACUGCUGGGCAUACUACUAAAAGUACUUCUGAUUGUCCUGGCAAAUACUAAACGACUGAUGUGAGCAGGAGGUAUCCCCUCUGAAUCAAUUUGAUGAAAAGGAAAAAUCGAGGGCGAAGGCAAGCGCUUUGGUGAAGUUCUUUUUGCAGGCUGGUAGUAUUCGACAGUAAUACUAAUAUUGCUGGGAAAAAAUGCUGCUUUCGUUACAAAUCGCAAGAUGAUGGAUGAAGAAGGCAAAGAGCCCUUUUCACCGUUUCGUAUGCUACAGAUUUCAGUUGUGUCACUCAAACGAACGACGGCACAGUGAGAAACGUACACUGCAAAAAUGUUGCUGAAUUCUUGCAAUCAACAGAACAUCAAGGGUCUUCUCUAUAAUGCGUCUGCAUUUUUUGGUGGGAUUUUGAAAAAACGAGUCGCUCGCGGGGGCCCUCGUGUGCAACUGGAGGCCAUGGC
Molecule: messenger RNA, 6389 nt
Organism: Amoebophrya sp. A120
Lineage: Eukaryota; Dinophyceae; Syndiniales; Amoebophryaceae
Source: the annotation of a GenBank genome assembly